AUGAACUCGGUCCCGGUAUUUCGCUUCUCAAAACUGUCCUUUGGCGUCGCCCGGACGAGCAUACGGCAUGGCCACACGCGAUCGCGACGCAGGACGCCCCAGCAUGAGCUCACCAACUUUGAGCCGGGCCACGGCGAGCAGAUUUGGGUCUGGAGCCACCUGACCUCGAACCAGGUCAUCUACUCGCACACGAAGCAGCUCGAGUCUCACCGCGCCCUCAAACAACUCCCCUUCAACGGCAAAAAAUCCAAACCCGCAAAACUCCGCCGCGACUACUGGGAACCAAUGGCCCUCAUCCAGCUCCCCGCCGGCGCCGGCGCAGCAGGCCAAUCCGUCUUCCAAAAGCUCCGCGAGUUCCGCCGCAUGCACGAGCUCGCCUGGGAAGACGACCUCCUCUACAGGGAGCAUCGCACCGAGCUCCUCAAGCCGAAGCCCAUCAAGCCCGUCCGCAAAAUCGUCCGCAACCGCCACGAGCGCUCCCUAGCCCUCAACGACCAGCGCGCAAACUCCAUUGCCGACAUGGCCGCCGUCCUCGCCGGCUUCGGCCGCGGGAACCGCCUCGUCGUCAGCGCAGGCGAGAAGAAGGCCGUGCUCGAGGACGGCGAGGCUUUGACGGGUCGCAAGUGGUCCAAGGCGCCGCCGGCCAAGACACAACUCGUCGCUGGCCAGUCUGGAGAGGAGGUAGAGGGCGCCGGCACUACCAAGGCGCCGGCCGUCGAUCAGCUUCUGCCCGCGACGAUAUACUGGGCCAACGAGGACGACCGCAACUUUGCGCAGGAGUGGACCGGCAACGUCACGCACGACUUGUUCCGGGACGUCAAGGCGCUCUUGGAGGCGAACCAUUUCGACCCAGAGCAGGCUGUUGUUGAGGAGGAGCCCAAGGCGGAGCCUGCGUCGGAGGACAGCAAGGACAGUAAGGCUGACACCAAGGCAUAA
Colletotrichum godetiae is the source of this 936-nucleotide messenger RNA. Its product is annotated as transcriptional regulation of mitochondrial recombination-domain-containing protein. Bases 1 to 936 code for a protein of 311 amino acids. The record is from RefSeq and is a predicted model, not a curated record. Gene Ontology annotation, biological process: DNA recombination. Gene Ontology annotation, molecular function: structural constituent of ribosome; single-stranded DNA binding; DNA strand exchange activity. NCBI's taxonomy places the organism in Eukaryota, Fungi, Ascomycota, Sordariomycetes, Glomerellales, Glomerellaceae. Gene Ontology annotation, cellular component: mitochondrion. The transcript is spliced from 4 exons.